AUGUCUGGCUACAACCGAUUAGACGAGGACCGCUACGAGAUGGAUCCACGCCGCCCAGGUCCCGGCAGAACGCCCUCUCCAGGACGCCCACUUGCUGGCUACCAGCUCGAGGACAACUAUGGCUCGCACGCCGGCCCGCUCGAGAUCCCCAUGGGACCCACCAUGACCCAUCCAGCGGCUUCAGGCGACAGACUCCCUCUGCAACCGAGUUACUCGGUAGAGAACAUGCCCUAUGCUGGAGGCGAUUACCACGACGAAUACGACCCACGACCGCAACGACACGACAGCGACUACUCGCUCGACCCGCAAGCCCACCACGAUGCCUACUACACCCAGCCCUAUGAUCCCACACUGCACGACGGGAGCCCGCACCAAGGGUACGGCACCCAGCCGGACCAUUACUGGCAGGACGAGCAGGACGGCAGGCCCAUGUUGGCAGGCGCCAACUCGUACGGCCCAGAUCCACACGAUCUGGAAGAGCAGGAUCCUGAGAAUCCGUUCCACGACGAGCCCAUCCAGCAUUAUCCGAGCCCAGCACCUAUCAAGCGAUGGAAGACUGUCAAGGAAGUCCAGCUGUUCAAGGGCAACUUGGUGCUCGAUUGCCCAAUUCCCCCGCGACUUCUCAACCAGGUCCCACAUGCACAGCCCCCCGAGCGUGACGAGUUCACACAUAUGCGCUACUCGGCCGCCACCUGCGAUCCUGCAGACUUCGACGCAGAGCGCUUUACCCUGCGCCAGAAGCUCUUCGCAAAGCCUAGGCAUACGGAGCUGUUCAUCGUCGUGACCAUGUACAACGAAGAGGACGAGCUGUUUGCGCGAACGAUGAUGGGCGUAAUCAAGAACAUCGAAUACAUGAACUCGCGAACCAACAGCAAGACGUGGGGCAAGGACGCGUGGAAGAAGAUUGUAGUGUGCGUCGUCAGCGAUGGACGUGCCAAGAUCAACCCGCGAACAAGAGCCGUGCUAGCAGGUCUUGGUGUGUACCAGGACGGCAUCGCCAAGCAGCAAGUCAACGGCAAGGAUGUAACUGCGCAUAUUUACGAGUACACCACACAAAUGACGCUUGACAUCAAGAAGGGUGUAGUCGGCGUCAAGAAGGGCAACACGCCUGUGCAGAUGCUCUUCUGUCUAAAGGAAAAGAACCAGAAGAAGAUCAACUCGCAUCGAUGGUUCUUCCAGGCGUUUGGCACCGUCCUGGACCCCAACAUCUGUGUUCUUAUCGAUGCUGGAACGAAGCCCGGAAAGGACUCCAUCUACCAUCUCUGGAAAGCUUUCGACCUCGAGCCCAUGUGCGCAGGCGCUUGCGGUGAGAUCAAGGCUAUGUUCCAUGGCAAGAAGCUUCUGAACCCACUUGUGGCGACGCAGAACUUCGAGUACAAGAUGAGUAACAUUUUGGAUAAGCCGCUGGAAUCAGCCUUCGGUUUCAUUACUGUGCUUCCUGGUGCCUUCUCUGCCUAUCGCUAUGUUGCGCUCCAGAACGACAAGACCGGACAAGGACCACUGGAGAAGUAUUUCGCUGGUGAGAAGAUGCACGGUGCGAACGCCGGUAUCUUCACAGCCAACAUGUACCUCGCCGAGGACCGUAUUCUCUGCUUCGAGUUGGUCUCCAAGAGGAACUGCCACUGGAUUCUGCAAUACGUCAAGUCUGCCAACGGUGAGACCGAUGUACCGACGACAAUGGCAGAGUUUAUUGGUCAGCGUCGUCGUUGGCUCAACGGUUCCUUCUUCGCUGCUGUCUACGCCCUGGCCCACUCUUUCGACAUCUUCCGCAGCGACCACUCGGUCAUCCGCAAGAUGAUGUUCCUCGUUGAAUUCGUCUACCAGACCAUCAGCAUGAUCUUCGCCUGGUUUGCCCUCGGUAACUUCUUCCUGGUCUUCCGCAUUCUCACCGCUUCCUUGGCUACUGAAAUCGGUACGGCCGGUAAAGUCUUGUUCGUCGUCUUCGAGUGGCUUUACAUUGGUGUGCUGAUAACGUGUUUCAUCUUAUCACUCGGGAAUCGACCGCAAGGAUCAAACAAGUGGUACAUGUCUAUGGUAUACUUCUGGUGUAUCAUUAUGACAUACCUCAUGUUCGCAUCCAUCUACAUCACAGUCCGGUCGAUCCAGGAGCAGAUCAAAACGAACCACGGCUUCAAUUUUGCAGACAUCUUCAAGGACCAGAUCUUCUUCACCCUGAUCGUAUCAUUGGCCUCGACGUAUCUCAUGUGGUUCGUCGUUUCGAUCUUGUUCUUGGACCCAUGGCAUAUGUUCACCUCGUUCAUUCAGUACCUGCUGUUGACACCGACGUAUAUCAACAUCCUUAACGUCUACGCGUUCUGCAACACGCACGACAUCACCUGGGGAACAAAGGGAGACGACAAACCCGAGAAGUUGCCUUCAGUCACCACUAAAGCCGACGGAAAAGCCGACAUUCAGGCUCCAACUGACGAUGCUGAUCUAAAUACGAUGUACGAGAACGAACUUCGCGUCUUCAGCACAAAGUGGAAAGAAGAGAAGAAGGUCCAGUCGGCAACGGACAAGCAAGAAGACUAUUACAAGGGCUUCCGAUCUGGUGUCGUUCUAUUCUGGAUGUUCUGUAAUCUGGUCUUGACCGCCCUUGUGCUACAGUCUGGUGGCCUGGAAAUAACAGUUCAGGAUCCAGAUGAGCAAGCUGCCAAGCAGAACCAAGUCGCGGCCAUCUACUUGGGAGUUGUCUUGUGGAGUGUCGCUGGUCUGGCGGCGUUCCGUUUCAUUGGAGCCAUAUGGUUCCUGGUAGUACGCAUGUUCCGAGGUGUGUGA
Messenger RNA from Ascochyta rabiei, 2778 nucleotides. RefSeq names its product chitin synthase I. The record is from RefSeq and is a predicted model, not a curated record. The coding region runs from base 1 to 2778 and encodes 925 amino acids. Gene Ontology annotation, molecular function: chitin synthase activity. Gene Ontology annotation, cellular component: cell septum; cell periphery. Lineage: Eukaryota; Fungi; Ascomycota; Dothideomycetes; Pleosporales; Didymellaceae. The transcript has 5 exons.